This is a messenger RNA of Colletotrichum orchidophilum, 3915 nucleotides long. RefSeq lists its product as uncharacterized. The transcript has 6 exons. NCBI's taxonomy places the organism in Eukaryota, Fungi, Ascomycota, Sordariomycetes, Glomerellales, Glomerellaceae. The record is from RefSeq and is a predicted model, not a curated record. Gene Ontology annotation, biological process: phosphatidylinositol dephosphorylation. Gene Ontology annotation, molecular function: phosphatidylinositol-4,5-bisphosphate 5-phosphatase activity; phosphatidylinositol-3,5-bisphosphate 5-phosphatase activity. Gene Ontology annotation, cellular component: cytoplasm; membrane. The coding region runs from base 1 to 3915 and encodes 1304 amino acids.
AUGGACCACUCCAGCUCUGCAUCUUGGCCUUCUCAGGUGCCGGCGCCAGAGAAGUCUAGCCAGUUGUACAUUCGUGACUAUCCUCAUCGCUCCAUCGCAAUCGUCUCGGCGUCUCACGCCCUCAUAUUCCGCUACAGCUCCGCCAGCACCGGCGCAAACGGCUCCCUUACUUCCCUCGCAUCCACCCGCUCACGACCCAAUGGCGAUGCUGCUGCGUCGAAGUGUAUGGUCGAAUUCACCCAGAUCACCAGAAAAACGCUCGCUGAAUACCGGCCGCUGACACCGCGACCGAUCUUUGGAACAUUGGGUCUGAUUUCCGUUGAGGGCGACGUGUUCCUUUCCGUCGUGACACAUGCUACAAGAGUCGCCACCCUUAGGCCGGGGGAGACAGUGGAACGGAUUGCGAGCGUCGCAUUCUUCUGCCUCAACAGCAGCGAGUGGGACGAUGUUAUUUCUCUCGAUCCUUUGGAUUCCGAGCUUUCGGAUGCCAACUCCGUGUACGGCCAGAACCUCAGAGGACGGGAGGUUCAGGUAGAACAUCCUUGUACGGACCUUCGGAAGCUCUUGGGCAAUGGCACGUUUUACUACAGUACCGACUUCGAUCUCACAAAUAGAUUGCAAGAUAGGACUGUGAACUCGUAUACUUUUGACAUUGACAACUUUGAUGAUUCCUUCCUGUGGAAUUCGUACAUGAUCAGCCCACUGGUCCAGUUCAGAUCUCGACUGCAGCCCCAGGAGCGCGAAGCUUUGGAUUCGUCACGGUUUCUGACAUCUGCUAUCCGUGGAUUCUGCCGGACAAUGGCUAUCCCCCAAACGAGCGCUCCUCUGAAGACGCGAUCGACUGGACUACCAUCAUACUUGACCGUUGUUUCAAGACUAUCUUGUCGCAGAGCGGGAACCCGAUUCAACUCCAGAGGCAUUGACGACGACGGUAAUGUGGCAAACUUUGUCGAAACAGAAACGAUAUACUGGAGCCCUGGCGGGACCCUCUUUUCGUAUGCUCAAGUCAGAGGUUCAGUUCCUCUAUUCUGGGAACAGACUGCGGAGCUCAUCCCUGGUAAGCAAAACAUCACCGUCAUCAGGUCUCCUGAGGGAGCCCAGCCGGCCUUCAACAAACACUUCGCGGACCUGGAGCAAGCCUACGGCGCCGUUCACGUGGUCAACCUUUUGAGUGAGGGUAAACCUGGUGAGGCGCAGCUCAGUCAGUUGUACCAUCUCGGCGUGGAACAUUGCCCGUUGAGCCAGGUUGGGGAGGACGAGUCGCAAGACCACGCACUUCUCAGAGAGACUCACUACGACUUCCAUGCCGAGACGAAAGGCCCUGGAGGUUACGAGGCUGCACGUCAGAUCCGCAGAUAUAUUGAGAACUCAAUAGAUGGCUUCGCCUACUACUUGGCGGAGGAGACUGAGGAUGGAGGCGCCGAUGCAAACGACGGCCAAGGCUCAAGCCGUAUGGUUGUGGUUCUCCAGCAAGAGGGUGUAUUCCGAACGAAUUGCCUCGACUGCCUGGAUAGGACAAACUUGAUCCAGACCCUCAUUUCCCAGAUGGCUACAGAGGCUUUCCUGGGUCAUCGAGGCGAAUAUGCCACUUCGGAUUUCUGGAUGCGGCACUCGACCUUGUGGGCAGACAACGGAGAUGCUUUGUCAAAGAUCUACGCGGGCACUGGUGCGCUCAAGUCAUCCUUCACUCGUUCUGGGAAGAUGUCCUUGGCUGGAGCUGUUGCAGACAUGCGCAAGUCGGUGCAACGUCUCUACCACAACAAUUUCACAGACUCGGCCAGGCAGACAACGAUCGACCGGCUCCUGGGACGGCUGGUCAACCAAAUACCCGUCCUUCUUUUCGAUCCCAUUAGUGAUUACGUUUCUGGCGAAUUGGCAAAGAGAAGCGUCGAAUUCUCGUCUACACAGGACAUAACCAUGUUGGUCGGAACUUUCAAUCUGAACGGUCGCACAGAAGGUGUCGAUAGCGAUCUUGAGGUAUGGUUGUGUCCAGAAGAACUUGGCCAUGUACUGCCCGAGAUUGUUGCGGUCGGGUUCCAAGAGAUCGUCGAGUUGAGCCCACAACAAAUCAUGAACAGUGACCCCUCGAGAAAACAGCUCUGGGAAGCUGCAGUCAGACGAUGCCUCAAUAAACGUGCCAAGUCACUUGGCGGAGAAAGAUACGUGUUGCUCCGGAGUGGACAACUCGUCGGUGCGGCAUUAUGCAUCUUUGUCAAGGCAUCGGCCUUGGCCAACAUUAAGAAUGUUGAGGGAAGCGUCAAAAAAACAGGCCUAUCAGGGAUGGCAGGCAACAAAGGCGCGGUUGCCAUACGAUUUGACUACGCGAAUACCCAUAUUUGCUUUGUGACUGCUCAUUUGGCUGCCGGGUUUUCGAAUUAUGAUGAGAGAAACAGAGAUUACGCGACGAUUCACCACGGGCUGCGCUUCCAGCGAAACCGUGGUAUUGACGAUCAUGAUGCUGUUGUUUGGCUGGGAGACUUUAAUUACAGGAUUGGUCUCAGUUCUGAGGCUGCCCGUGGCCUAAUCAAGAAGGGUGAUCUGGAGACACUUUACGAGAACGAUCAGUUGAACCUUCAAAUGAUCGCCGGACUCGCAUUCCCCUUUUACUCGGAGGCCCGCAUCAAUUUCUUGCCUACAUACAAGUUUGAUCUUGGCACGGACAAUUAUGAUACUUCCGAAAAAGCGCGAAUCCCAGCCUGGACCGAUCGUAUCCUACGCAAGGGUGGGAACUUGCGUCAAUUGGCGUACAACUCGGCUCCUCUCAAGUUCUCAGACCAUCGACCAGUGUAUGCAUUAUUCCAGUGCAACGUCAGUAUAGUCGACGAGGCCUUCCGAGAUCGAAUCAGCAAGGAGCUGUAUCAACAACGAAAGGCCGAAGUUGGAGACACAACGGCAAACCUGGACUCGGAGGAAACCGACGACGAGGACUUGAUAGGCUACGAAGCCAUCGAGCCUGGACUACCUCCUGCUAGCUCUGACCGCCAGAAAUGGUGGUUGGAGAACAAGCAGCAGGCCAGAGUAGACAUCAAGCAACCAACAGCACCCGAAGGCCACGCCGCAAUACUAAAUCCCAACAGGGCGCCGAACCCCUUCACGCCGACUGGGGAGCCGGACUGGGUGAACGUACCCAGAUCAAGACUGUCGUCCUUCUCCAGCGUAUCGACUUCGCCAUACGAGCAUGUUUCCGCCCCCAACGAUCUUUCGUCGUCGGCAACAAACCGAAUAACGAGGAAACUUCCGCCGGCUUUUGAUCCGUUGACUCUGCCAGGAAAGUUCAAUGGUCUCAACAUCAAGGACGAAAAGUCACAACGUGGAGAAACGCCGCCGCCGCCACCGCCGCCUAGAAGACAGACGGGAGCAAGCGCGGCAAUCCAACACCCACCACUGAUACCCUCCAACAAAUCGCGGAAUACGACGCCUCCUCCUCCACGGCCGUCGUCUGCCAUUUCCCAAGUUUCACAGAUGUCGUCACAAUCCAAAUCCAAACCGGCACCACCCGUUGCAAAGAAGCCGGCGCACCUAGCUACCGCGCCGGCCGCGGCAUCUCCAAUUCCGAGUAGCAAUGGGAUGUUGGGUCAUUAUAGAGAAGAACCGGAAGAAAAACCAACGCUACCGGUCCGAGCCUCGACGGGCUUUACGAACCUCGGUGCGAGCAGGGAAGGGACGCUGAGAAAGCCAGUAGGCACACCAGCUAAGCCUCCCAAACGAGCGGGAACUAUGACUAUUGAGUCUGUGAGGCACACCCCGAUGGCUGGAGCAGUUGCUCUACCGGGGAUGAGGGCUGGCGAGGAACGGCCAAAACCAAAGAUCCCGGCAAGGAAGAAGGUGCCGGUAGACUUGCUAGACUCACUGGGCGAUGAUGGACCCAGUGACAUGGGAAGCUGGGAGGCAUUAGUCCCCAACUCUCAGAGAUGA